Scleropages formosus (Asian bonytongue) is the source of this 1428-nucleotide messenger RNA. RefSeq names its product WBP2 N-terminal like (gene wbp2nl). Gene Ontology annotation, cellular component: nucleus. The transcript has 8 exons. The record is from RefSeq and is a predicted model, not a curated record. Gene Ontology annotation, biological process: positive regulation of DNA-templated transcription. Gene Ontology annotation, molecular function: chromatin DNA binding; transcription coactivator activity. Bases 20 to 901 code for a protein of 293 amino acids. Lineage: Eukaryota; Metazoa; Chordata; Actinopteri; Osteoglossiformes; Osteoglossidae.
UGCGGAGUCGUGCGUGUUGAUGUCAGAGAGCGAGAGCGAGAGCAGAAGAGACGCCGAAAAAAAGGUCCCGUUUCGGCAGGAGGCUGACAUGGCUCUCAAUCGGAAUCACUCACAGAACGGCGGUGUUCUCAUCAACAAUGGCGAGUGUCUACUAAGGGAGGGCAGGGAUGUGGAGCUGUCCUUCAGUGAUGUCACCAGCAAGACGGAGCUUCUCAGAGGCACAAAGAAAGGAACCGUCUACCUAACGCCAUACAGGAUGGUGUUUGUGUCCAACAAUGCUAAGGAUGCCCUGCGCUCCGUCAUGUUCCCCUACUACCUGAUGAAGGGCUGCAGCAUUGAGCAGCCUGUAUUUGCUGCCAACUACAUCAAGGGCACCUUGUUGGCUGAGCCUGGGGGUGGUUGGGAGGGCAAAGCCAAUUUCAAGAUGUCUUUCCCAAGUGGAGGAGCCAUCGAAUUGGGUCAGCACCUCUUCAAACUGGCCACGAAUGCAUCUCGUGCCCCUCCUGCUCAAAAUGGGGGUCCCUCGUUCGGCUAUCCCUCUCCAGGAGUUAUGAAUGGAUAUGGACCACCGCCAGGUCCUUACGGUUACCCAUAUGGAUACCCUCCCCCUCAGAAUGGCUUUGCUGGGGCUCCCUCUGCACCUCAGGGCAACAUGGGCUGCCCCUUUCCUCCACCCUCUGCAGGAAUAUACCCCUCUGCACCAGUGUACAUGCCACCACCCCCACCCUACCCCGGACCCCCUCAGAACUGGACAGCUCCCCCCCCAGGAAACCCCAAAGCAGCAGAAGCGGCAGGCAGUGCCUACUACAAUCCCAGUAACCCCCACAAUGUCUACAUGCCUAUGGAGCAACCGCCACCAUAUGAACCAUACACACCCCAGCCCGACAAAAAGAACAACUGAGGCAAAUGAAACAAGAGGUACUUUCCUGACACACAUGUCCCAGUCCUCUAACCACGGCAGUGUAACUAACAACUUGUGUUUUUGGAGUAAUAUAAUUAAAACAAUAUUGUCUUAAUCAGCAGUCAGACUGGACUGUGCUUCACAUUUGUAAUCAAAGAAAAUCUCUAGGAGCAUAUUAAUAUUCUCUUCUUUGUUUCAUGAUAUUAUGGGGACCAGUCUAUGGUAAUGUCUAACAAACAGGAACCCUGUGUCUUAAUGGCUUCCUGGGUUCCUCUCUUUGGUUUAGUUAAUGUAAAGUAGGAAUCACUUUUGAGGAAAUAUACUGGCCUGUGUUUUUGAAGAUAAUAAUAAUGGUAUUUGUAGAAAAAAAGAAUAGUGUACCAAAUGUCUAUACAGUUUAAAAAAAAAAAAAAGCUUUUUGAAAUAUUUUCUCUGUAUCCUAAUAAAAUUUAUUUGUUGUGAUAAAAUUGCUGCUUUUACAUAGAUUAACAUUUCCAUUUUGCCAAUAAAUUACUUUUGUGCUUUUG